CCUGACUGCUGCAAGGCUGUGCCCCGUGAUGGUUUUUGCCAGCCAGCCAAUCACCUAGUUGGGGUUACACUGGCAUUACCAAUGGCACUUUAUUUCUCGUGACACCAUGGCUGUAGCGCCCGCCUCCCACUGCACCGGUAUAAAAAGAGAUGUGGGCUCAUAUUCUGUCCUUUUUCUCCGGUCUAAAGCAGGAAUACCCGUUAUCUGUAUUGUUUCAGUAAAUCAUGGGAAAGGAAAAGAUCCACAUCAACAUUGUGGUCAUUGGCCAUGUCGACUCCGGAAAGUCAACCACCACAGGUCAUCUGAUCUACAAAUGCGGAGGCAUUGACAAGAGAACCAUUGAAAAGUUCGAGAAGGAAGCCGCUGAGAUGGGCAAGGGCUCUUUCAAGUAUGCCUGGGUGCUGGACAAGCUGAAGGCUGAGAGGGAGCGUGGUAUCACCAUCGACAUUUCCCUGUGGAAGUUCGAGACUGCCAAGUACUACGUCACAAUCAUUGAUGCCCCUGGGCACAGAGACUUUAUCAAGAACAUGAUCACUGGUACCUCUCAGGCUGAUUGCGCUGUGCUGAUUGUUGCUGGUGGUGUGGGUGAGUUUGAGGCUGGUAUCUCCAAGAACGGCCAGACCCGUGAGCACGCUCUCCUCGCCUACACUCUGGGAGUGAAACAGCUCAUUGUUGGCGUCAACAAGAUGGACUCUACUGAGCCCCCCUACAGCCAGAAGCGUUUUGAGGAGAUCCAGAAGGAGGUCAGCACCUACAUCAAGAAGAUUGGCUACAACCCUGCCACUGUCGCCUUUGUGCCCAUCUCUGGAUGGCAUGGGGACAACAUGCUGGAGGCUAGCCCCAACAUGGGCUGGUUCAAGGGAUGGAAGGUCGAACGUAAGGAGGGUGGCGCUAGCGGUGUGACCCUUCUGGAGGCUCUGGACUCUAUCCUGGCCCCUUCCCGCCCCACUGACAAGCCCCUCCGUCUGCCCCUGCAGGACGUCUACAAAAUCGGCGGUAUUGGAACAGUACCCGUGGGCCGUGUGGAGACUGGCACCCUGAAGGCCGGUAUGAUCGUCACCUUCGCCCCCGCUAAUGUCACCACUGAGGUGAAGUCUGUGGAGAUGCACCACGAGACCCUGGAAGCGGCUCUACCCGGUGACAAUGUUGGCUUCAACGUCAAGAACGUGUCCGUCAAGGAUAUCCGUCGUGGCAACGUGGCUGGAGACAGCAAGAACGACCCCCCAAUGGAGGCCGGCAACUUCACAGCUCAGGUCAUCAUCCUGAACCACCCCGGCACCAUCUCCCAGGGCUAUGCCCCCGUACUGGAUUGCCACACUGCUCACAUCGCCUGCAAGUUCAGCGAGCUCAAGGAGAAGAUCGACCGUCGUUCCGGCAAGAAGCUUGAGGACAACCCCAAAGCCCUGAAAUCUGGAGACGCCGCCAUCAUUGUCAUGGUGCCAGGAAAGCCCAUGUGUGUGGAGAGCUUCGCUGCCUACCCUCCCCUUGGUCGUUUUGCUGUGCGCGACAUGAGACAGACCGUUGCCGUUGGUGUCAUCAAGGCCGUUGACAAGAAGGCUGCCAGCACUGGCAAGGUGACCAAGUCUGCCAUUAAGGCCACCAAAGCCAAAUGAAUUCCUGCUCCAGACAUCCAGCAACAACAAGGCGUGUCACCGGCAUCCCAUCCUGCAGUGUCUCAGAACCUGAGCUCUCUACUCAAGGACUGGCUAAUGCUAAUAAAAACCCAUCGCAAAAGUUUUCGCAGGAAAGGAAAGCAAAUGUUCGAAGAAUAAUGCUUUAGGGGAAAUUAUGAUAAAACCAAAAAUAAAAAACAUGAACAUUAACUGCCAAAACGCUGCUGUUUCUUGUUUCUCAUAAGCCAAACGCUGAAUCGGUUACUGUUGGAUACAUACUGGUAUCUAUCAUGAAAUUAUAUGUUGUGUUAGAAUAUGAAAAUAAAGUCUGAUUUCUGUUGCUGUGAAACAUUGA
Molecule: messenger RNA, 1968 nt
Organism: Oncorhynchus keta (chum salmon)
Lineage: Eukaryota; Metazoa; Chordata; Actinopteri; Salmoniformes; Salmonidae
Product: elongation factor 1-alpha-like
Exons: 8
Coding region: 225-1613 (462 amino acids)
Biological process (GO): translational elongation; translation
Molecular function (GO): GTP binding; translation elongation factor activity; GTPase activity
Source: RefSeq, a predicted model, not a curated record